Messenger RNA from Paramacrobiotus metropolitanus, 2552 nucleotides. RefSeq names its product major facilitator superfamily domain-containing protein 6-like. The transcript is spliced from 5 exons. Gene Ontology annotation, cellular component: membrane. The coding region runs from base 613 to 2331 and encodes 572 amino acids. The record is from RefSeq and is a predicted model, not a curated record. Gene Ontology annotation, molecular function: transmembrane transporter activity. NCBI's taxonomy places the organism in Eukaryota, Metazoa, Tardigrada, Eutardigrada, Parachela, Macrobiotidae.
UGAGUAGUCUAUGAACGUGCCGUCCUCGUACUAUUGAUCAAGUCGUAUCUCGAACUGCAUCUUCACUCUUCAGUCUUUACUUAUGAGUGCUUUAGGAUCCAGAUUUCGUCUGGAAUCGGCCAGGAAUCUGGAUAAAUGCUGACUAUCUUGAAUCCUUGAUCAGUUUUAUUAGAGUACGAUUCAUCACUUAACCGGGAGCAUUUCAAAGGCUGCUGCUGCCUUUGUUGUUUCUGUGCGCGAUCAUGAAUUAUCAGAGGCUGCAUUACUAUUUAAUCAGUACGCUAGCGGUUCAGCUUUUCUGAGUGAUAUCAUAUUGAUAAAAGCAGGCAUAUUGGCAUAUUUUGGUUAUUAUUUUGCAUGGAUCAUCUUCGGCUAACGAUUGCGAAAGCCGAAGCUGUGCAUUUUGUAAUCGGUACAAGCGAUUAUGGCUAUGGCAGUGAUUUAUCAGCGUUUGCACUUGCAUGGAGUCCAUUGACUGAGAUUGCAGCAUGCUUGGAGUCGGGUUCUGGCCCAUAGUUCCUUGAUUCAAAGUGCUGCAUUAUUCGAUUCCCAUCAAUGCUCCAGUGAUAAGUGUUGCUGUUUUUUGUGUUCCUUAUCGAUAUUUCAGGCAAGAUGCUUCACGUUAACAAAGCCCUGAUUCCUUUGAAGUUGUUCUUCUUCAAUUACCUUGGAGGGUUAGCAUGCAUUGUACCGUACAUGCCGGUGUUUAUGUUUCAUCUCGGAUUUAAUGAAAGUGAAGUUGGUGUAAUCUAUGGAAUUUUGCCGUUUAUUGGUUUAUUAUCGAAACCAUUAGGAGGGAUUGUAGCAGACAAGUUGAACGCUCACCGGUUGGUCUUGGUGGUGGCCUUGACCAUUCAAGCCGUUUUCACCUUUGUUGUUUAUUAUUUGCCCCCUGUUCCGCUGGUAACAAGUUCGCAUUCCCUCCAGCUAUCUUGUAAUCAGCAGUUAACGACCAUACGCUUGAGUACGAACGGGACGAUCUUCUGCGGAGAGGAUUCCUCCAAGCUGGUACAGUGCUACUUCCGUGAUCCUGAUCCAUAUGUAUUCAGAGCGCUAAACAUCAGCCCACAGCCGAUGCCAAUUGAAUUCACUGUCACAAAACGCUCCUGGCCGAACGUGACUAAUGACUCCACCAACGCAGAUCCGAGCGGGACGAUGUUUCCGGUGGAAUUAUUUUAUCAAGGACAAAACCGGACAACGUGUGUGGACUCUGUCUCGUCCUCGAAUUGUUCGGCCAACAUUUGCCCGGACAGUUCUACACAAUCUACGCCGUUCGUUAGAUUUUCGUUUCAGUUCUGGUUGUUGUUAAUUGUUCUGACCAUAUCCCGAGUGGGCUAUGCGGCCACUUAUUCCAUUAGCGAUUCUGUGGCGUUUGAUCUGAUCAGCCAACAGAAGAAACCCGUAUCCUAUGGAAUGCAGCGCGCAUUUGGCAGUCUGGGAUGGGCGUCGGCAGCUGUUGUUGUGGGAUUUUUGUUGGAUAAAUUUUCCAACACCGUCAAGGAUUAUCAGAUCGAAGAUUAUGCACCGGCUUUCUAUGGAUUUGUUAUUUUGAUUGGAUUUGCCAUUGUUACUGCACUGUUCUUGAAACCGUCGGAGAACAUUCGUUCAACACAGGUGUUGAAAAAUAUUGUGAAACUCUUCGAGGACGGUGAAUUCAUCAUUUUCAGUAUUGGAGCGUUUCUGGUUGGAAUGCUGACCGGUCUUUUGUACACGUUUUUGUUUAUCUACAUCGAAUCCGAGUUGAAAGCGGUGAAGCUGGUGAUGGGUCUCACUCAGCUGGCUGAGUGCUUCGGUGAAGCGCCGUUCAUGUUUCUGUCCAGUUGGAUUAUAACCCGGAUGGGUCAUCAUGGCGCGAUGACGGCAGCGUUGGCCUCGUUUUGUAUUCGUUAUAUUGGUUACUCAUUGCUGGGAGAGAAUUACUGGUGGAUUCUUAUCCUGGAGUUGUUCCAUGGUCCUGGAUUCGGUUUAUUUUACGCUAACAUGGCCACAUUUGCUAACACAGUGGCACCGGCUGGUGCGGCGGCCACGAUGCAGGGGGUGUUGGGAGGGAUCUAUGAUGCAUUUGGAAUUGGUUUUGGUGGAUUGGUGGGUGGUGCGGUGUACUAUCGAUUUGGAGGCCGGUUGGCAUGGCGAGGAUUUGGUGUUGCCGCCGGGAUCGCGGCGAUUCUGUAUGCAGCCACGGCGUUCUAUGUUUACCGACGUAAAGCCCGUGCCAAAAUGUUGAGUGAGCUGAAUAAUGGGUCACUACAAGAUAUUGCCACCACUACAAACGGCUACGAAACACCGAUCCCGCCUGAUACUCCGUCAGAAAAGGAACGAUUGACUACGUGAUUGGACUUGCCAGUAUGCUUGCAAAAAAAGAGUGCAUUUUUCGCACUCGGUGCAGGAGAAUUCAGUGUUCUCAUAUUAUUUAACUCCCUUUUCAGUAUGUUUUUUACCGCGUGCUUUUUGAUCUAUUUGCCCGAAGAUAUUGUUGCACGAAUUGAUUUCAUGCCCGAUCUGCGUUGCUUCGAGAUUAUGAUGGUAUACAAAAUAAAUAUCAACAUCCGAAG